AUGAUCGACUACGUGCACGCAGGGGAACCUGCGAGGAAGAGGCUUCGUACAUCCCAUGCGUGUGACCUGUGCCGAGCACGAAAAAUCAGAUGUGAUGGGAAAGAUCCUUGCGUGGCAUGUGCUUCGACCGAAAAUGACUGCACAUAUGGCUCCGAGGCCAAUUCGAGAGGGAAGAGCGACUUGAUAUUGGAUGGAGUGUUACGUUUGGAAACCUUCCUGCAUAAAAUGAACGCCAAUCUCAUGUCGCUGCAGUCAAUGACAACCUCAACCCAAACGGCGUCAACACGAACCACAAGCUUCUCCAGCAGUCCUCUGAGUGACCUGCAUACGCAUCACCAAACACUCAGUCGUCAACGUACUAGAAGUAUUGGCCAGUAUGGGAUGAGUCCGACAACUCCUACCCCCAACGAGCUCGAAAAUGCAGUGCUCGAAUCUUGGCACACCUCGACGACUGAGUCCGUGUUGCACUGGCCACACUUUGAUGCGUUUCCCAGUCUUCGACAGCAUUACAUACCAAUCUUCGAGCUGGAAAGGUCGCGCCACCCGCUGAAAGUCAAAAGCCAGUGGUCUGACGAUGCAUCGUGCAAUCUCCCAGAAGAGGAAAUAGAUGCAACCCUGGAUGCCUUUUCCCAAAACUUCAACUUUUGGUACCCAACAAUGUCACUGCAUCAACUGGAAAAAACGAAGCAGACAAUGUUGGGUGGUUGCCAUGAAGAGGAGGACACGCCAGAGACUUGCCUAGCAUUGUUGACGUUAGCAUUGGGCUAUGCGAGCAAGGUCACCUCGAGACUGGUGAACAGUCCACGGUCACCGGAUUCGAGAGAAAAAGAAGAAAAGGCUUCUGCUCGCUCUAGGGGCGACCUCUUCUUUGAAAAAGCACUGAAAAUGCUUUAUGUGGCUCAAACUGAUGUAAGCUCAACAUCAGCUCAGUGUUUGUUCUUCACUGCCAUCUACUUUGCUUUCCUCCGGCGUCCUCUCCAAGCAUGGCAGUGCAUCUCGUCAGCAUCGUCAAAAUGCAUGUUGCUGUUGUCUUACGCAGAUUCAGUCCCCUCCACCUCGUCGCCUUACAUACAGUCAUCGAACACACACCUGCCAAGUCCAAGGAACGUCGGUGCUGAAGACGAAGAAAGAACAAAAAGAAUCUUUUGGGCUUGCUACAUUCUCGAAUCGGAUUAUCUAGCUGAGCUGUCCCACGUACCAUUAUCGGGCAUUGCCAGAAUUGAGUCUUCAGUCUCACUGCCGGUGGGCACGUAUCACACCCAUGAGUCACCCAAGGACGAGGAGCUGUCGUCGUUGUACUUCCUGGCAUGCAUUUCAAUGAGACGGCUGCUGAAUCGAGUACAUCAGCUUUUAUACGCAAAGGAUACUGGUGCGGGGAUGGACAUCAAUCGAUUUCCCAGCGUGGUUGCGGAACUGGACCACCAGUUGGAGGAGUGGAGAGACGUUCUUCCUAGCGCUUUUACGUUUGAGGUGCCGGAAAUCGACUCUAUGCGACAGCGGAAGCCGUCUGGCGAAAUGACUGAACAUGGGAGGUUUCUGAGGCAGAGAUACCUGACUUGCCGAAGUGUGAUAUAUCGACCGUACCUGAUGGGGAUGCUCAGUGGGCAGUCCCUCCCUAAUAUCAAUGACGGAAUCGGGAACACCAGUCCUUCUGUAUCACCGAACCAGGGCAUCCUCGGCAAUUGCAAGUCCUGUCUCGACGCCUGCCUCCUUCACAUCCUCAAUCUGCGAGGUUUUUCCCAAACAAUCCUCGUAGACACCUGGAUUUGUUCUCUGUCAAUGGCCGGGGCAAUGCUUGUCCUUCUUGCCGCAUGUCAAGUGCCAUCGUUACGCAACCUCAUCGGACCAGAAGUCUUGGCUGCAGGACAUCACCUCACCCAGUUGUUGGAGGGCUGGCAGGAAGUUGCUGGGGGACCAAGUUCACCCAGCGUGGAUCAAAGCGUCCAUAUUAUUAAGGAGGCGGAUGGGUUCAUUCGGAAUGUGUAUGAUCAAGAUGGGUAA
Messenger RNA from Podospora pseudocomata, 2001 nucleotides. RefSeq lists its product as uncharacterized. The transcript has 8 exons. Lineage: Eukaryota; Fungi; Ascomycota; Sordariomycetes; Sordariales; Podosporaceae. Gene Ontology annotation, biological process: DNA-templated transcription; regulation of DNA-templated transcription. Gene Ontology annotation, molecular function: DNA-binding transcription factor activity, RNA polymerase II-specific; zinc ion binding; DNA binding. The record is from RefSeq and is a predicted model, not a curated record. The coding region runs from base 1 to 2001 and encodes 666 amino acids.